Ipomoea nil (Japanese morning glory) is the source of this 651-nucleotide messenger RNA. RefSeq lists its product as uncharacterized. The transcript has a single exon. Bases 1 to 651 code for a protein of 216 amino acids. The record is from RefSeq and is a predicted model, not a curated record. NCBI's taxonomy places the organism in Eukaryota, Viridiplantae, Streptophyta, Magnoliopsida, Solanales, Convolvulaceae.
AUGGCUACUAGACCAGACAUCACCUAUGCCAUCCAUCAUCUUAGUCAAUUUGUUAGCGCCCUCACAGACAUGCACAUGGUUGCAGCUCAUCGAGUGCUUCGUUAUAUAAAAGGAUCUCCAGGAAAGGGGUUAUUCUACCCAGCAGCAACAGCUCCUAGCCUCAAGGCUUUCUCUGACUCGGAUUGGGCUUCAUGCCCUGAGACUCGCAAAUCUGUCACCGGGUUCUGCAUUUUCCUUGGAAACUCCCUGGUUUCAUGGCGCUCAAAGAAACAACCUACGGUGUCAGUAUCCUCUUCCGAGGCUAAAUAUAGAGCUCUGGCUACCACUGCCUGCGAGUUACAAUGGCUAAGUUCUCUUCUCCAAGAUCUGCACGUCAACUUGGCCAGUCCUGCACUUGUUUUUUGUGAUAACAAAUCCGUCAUUGCCAUUUCUGAGAAUUUUGUCUUCCAUGAGAGGACGAAGCACAUCGAAAUCGAUUGCCACGUGGUGAGGGAAAGGGUGGCUCAAGGUCUGAUAAAAUUAUUGUCUGUUUCCUCUCUUAAUCAGAUUGCAGAUGGAUUCACAAAACCUUUGGCUGCUCCUCUAUUUGAUGUUUUCGUAGCUAAGCUGGGGAUGUUGGACUUACAUUUCCCAGCUUACGGGGGGUAUUAG